GCAACAGUGGGCAAUCCCUCUUCCACAGCAGCAGGACAAGCGGGGAGAAGCAAAGACAGACAGGGGCAGAUAUGUAAAGAGGUGGAGCGACUUGAGUCUGGUGGCGGAGGACACAAAGAGAGAGAGAGAGAGAGCGAUAGGGGGGAGAGGGAAGUCUGCAGAGAGGGAGGCAGAAGGGAAAUAGGCAGCGUCGGUGGCAGCGUAGACCAAGGUUGCUCCAGUGUGCAUGCGCGCCAGCUUUUUCAUUCACACUCUCUCACUCUCACACACACGCACACACACACACGUCCUCUCUCUCUUACUCACCCACUCGCUCAUUCACACACACAGACGUUCACACACACACACACACACACACAGACGUACACACACAGCCUCGAGCAGAAGCAGCAGAGCAUCGUGGGUGUGAAGCAGCAUGAGAUGUGAUAGCUGUUCCUCUACCCGUACUGCUGGCUGAUGCACUAACUUAAUUAGAGCACACACACACACACACACACACCUCCUACACGCGUACUCACUAGCACACCUUGGUUAUAGGCGGGAAGACACACACGCACUCGCAGAAACACUCAACCGGUCUGCAGCCAGGAGUCAACAUGGGUCUUGUGGUGGGAACCUUUUCCAUGCAAACCAAGCAGGUGAACUACCGCAAAGACAAAGCCGAUGAUGACUUGGAGAUGACAACGGUGUGCCAUCGACCUGAGGGCCUCGACCAGCUGGAAGCGCUAACUAACUUCAACAAAAGAGAGCUCCAAGUGCUCUACAGGGGCUUCAAGAAUGAAUGUCCAAGUGGCAUCGUAAGUGAAGAAACCUUCAAGCAGAUAUACGCCCAGUUCUUCCCCCAUGGAGAUGCCAGCACCUACGCACACUACCUGUUCAACGCGUUUGACACAGCGCACAGCGGCUCCAUCAAGUUCGAGGACUUUGUGACAGCGCUGUCAAUCCUGCUGAGGGGCUCCAUCACUGAGAAGCUCCAGUGGACCUUCAACCUCUACGACAUCAACAGAGACGGAUACAUCAACAAAGAGGAGAUGACAGACAUCGUGAGAGCGAUAUACGACAUGAUGGGGAAGUACACUUACCCGGUCUUGAAAAACGAAGCACCCAAACAGCAUGUGGAGGCCUUCUUUCUGAAAAUGGACAAAAACAGAGACGGCGUGGUUACUCUGGACGAAUUCAUCCUCUCUUGUCAGGAGGAUGAAAACAUCAUGAGGUCUCUACAACUCUUUGAAAAUGUCAUCUAGGACGGCGGAGAGGGAGACGGAGCAACAGACCGAGCGGAUAGAAAAGAGAUGGAGGAGAAAGAGAGACGAACAUACAAGAGCAAAGGAACAGCAUCGCCUUCCAUUGAAACAAAAACAAUGGAUCUUGUCGCGUUGUGAAGAACGGUUGCUGCAAAGCUUCACAGGAGGAAUCUCUGGAAAAGCGCCCUCUGGACUUAAACCCUUUAUUUGACCUCUCUGUGGCCAUUCGCCUGGUCUCCAUCGCCCACCUUUGUUGCUGUCGCCUCUGACAGUGCACAUUUCAUGAGAUUGCGUCAAUACUGAUUCUCUCACUUUUGGUCCGAUACCCUUUCUGAAAUGUGUAAAUUAAACCGUGUCGUCAAGAAGGACUGGAAUUCACAGAAGCGGCUGGGCGGCCGGCUUUGUGCAUUAGAGGCUCAUCCACCUGCCGUCAUCAUGCGUUUUCCGUGUCGACACAACCAAACGUGACCAAUAUUCUGAAGCAUGCAAGACAGAAGCCUACAUAACGUGUGUGUGUGUGUGUGUGCCGUAAGAAAACACUCGGUGGCAAUAUACUCAGCGCAGAUACAUACAUUUGGGAAGUGUAGCCUCUCGAAGAGCCACCUCGUCCGGCGUGGAUGAAGGUCUGCGGAGCUGAACUCGGCCCUCAGCCAGCUUUCCGUCUUUUGUCUCGUGGCAGCUUGCAACAGUCCUCUUUACGCCCGCUGUGUGUGUGUGUGUGUGUGUGUUCCAGUGGUGUCAGUCAGUGUUUCAAUGUCGUAAAGGACUGGACUGUAGAUAUUUAACCGUGGUGUUUAUGGCCUCUUAACGCCGUGUGGAAUGAUUCAUGUCUCGUCUGCGUGGUUCUGACUAUCUGUCUGUCUUUCUGUCUAAUUGGAUACAACUCAUUACUCUAACACAUGGUACUCGUUGUUAAAAACAGAGUGCAUUAAGAAGUGUACCGGCUAACCAAUGCAGAGUCGCAGAGGGACGUGCAUUUGUUUGUUUGUGCGGUUUUGUUGGAUAUUAGUGUCUUUUUUUGGUUCUAGCUCCGUCUCGGGGACACCACAAUCAGUCCGCCUCAACAGGAGAGUUCUGUCGUCAGUUAACGUCCGUCAUAAAUGUUGACUUGGAGUGACCAGCCUUUCACUGUGAGGGAGCGACAGGAGAGCGAGCUACGGGAAGGACGGAUGGUUGAGAAAGACCGGAGGGAGACGAGAGAUUAGGACAGAAGACGAGAGAGACCUUGUCACUGAUUCUGAAGGAACGGAAGCCAUGUUCAAACAAGGGCCGUCGUUUGGGAGAUUGAGCAGGACAAAAAAAAGAUUUAUAAAUGAAUCACCGUCACGCCCACUCACUGUGCUACCAGUAGUAUAAUAAAAGUCCUCGCUGAGAUGUGCUCAUCUCAAGGGUGUACAAGACAUUCAUCCAAACAGACUGACAGACAGGUAGAAAAACAGAUCUUUAAAAAACUGUCACAAUUAAAUAAUAUGUGUAUUGAAAUACUGUAAAAAUCAUUAUAUUUAUCAAUAAACUUUGCAAGAAAAAAAUGAA
Molecule: messenger RNA, 2777 nt
Organism: Gasterosteus aculeatus aculeatus (three-spined stickleback)
Lineage: Eukaryota; Metazoa; Chordata; Actinopteri; Perciformes; Gasterosteidae
Gene: kcnip1a
Product: Kv channel interacting protein 1 a
Biological process (GO): regulation of potassium ion transmembrane transport
Cellular component (GO): voltage-gated potassium channel complex
Molecular function (GO): calcium ion binding; transmembrane transporter binding; potassium channel regulator activity
Source: RefSeq, a predicted model, not a curated record